Messenger RNA from Durio zibethinus, 2288 nucleotides. RefSeq names its product calcium-dependent protein kinase 8-like. Gene Ontology annotation, molecular function: calcium ion binding; ATP binding; protein kinase activity. Gene Ontology annotation, biological process: protein phosphorylation. The record is from RefSeq and is a predicted model, not a curated record. NCBI's taxonomy places the organism in Eukaryota, Viridiplantae, Streptophyta, Magnoliopsida, Malvales, Malvaceae.
AUUCUAAAAAGAAGGUAAAAAAAAAAAACCUUCUGUUUCUCCCCUUUCCGAUUUCCAUCUACUAAUCCAAGAGAAAAAAAAACAAAGAGAAAAAUUUUCAGAGAGAGAAAGUGUUAGCAAGGAGAGAGCUUUGACUCUUCUUCCCUCUUUCUAUCUCUUUUGUUUCCCUAUUUCACAUUUCACCUAAAAUAUAGAAAACCCUUUUCAUUUUCCUUAAAGAAGUUUCAUUUUCAAAACCUUUCUGGGUUCUCUUCAAAUUCUUUUCUCAGUGCCCAAAAUUGUUAGAAAAAAGGAAAUUUUGGAAAGUUGAGAGCUGUUGCUUGUUUUGGAGCUUUUUUUUAUUCAUGGGAAAUUGCUGUGCUACCCCUGCUUCUCCAGUUGAGAAUAAUAAAAAGGGGAAAAACAAGAACAAAGCUAACCCAUUUUCUGGAGAUGAUUAUGCUGUCACCAAUGGAUCUGCCACUACGUUCAAGCUAAGGGUUUUGAAAGAACCCACUGGUCAUGAUAUUUCAGCUCAAUAUGAUCUAGGCCGUGAGUUGGGGCGUGGUGAAUUCGGCGUAACAUAUUUGUGUACUGAUGUGAACUCAGGUGAGAAAUUUGCUUGUAAAUCGAUAUCCAAGAAGAAACUUAGGACUGCAGUGGAUAUCGAGGAUGUGAGGAGGGAGGUACAGAUAAUGAAGCAUUUUCCUAAGCAUCCUAAUAUUGUUACCUUGAAGGAUACUUAUGAGGAUGAUGAUGCUGUGCACAUUGUAAUGGAAUUGUGUGAGGGAGGAGAGUUAUUUGAUAGGAUUGUUGCAAGGGGUCACUACACUGAACGAGCAGCUGCAGGGGUCAUGAGGACGAUUGUCGAAGUUGUUCAGAUGUGUCAUAAACAUGGCGUCAUGCAUCGCGAUCUCAAACCCGAGAAUUUUCUAUUUGCAAAUAAGAAGGAAACUGCCCCAUUGAAGGCAAUUGAUUUUGGGUUGUCGGUCUUCUUUAAACGUGGUGAGCGAUUCAAUGAGAUUGUGGGAAGUCCAUAUUAUAUGGCUCCAGAGGUUCUUAAACGUAAUUAUGGCCCAGAGGUUGAUGUUUGGAGUGCUGGAGUUAUCCUCUAUAUUUUACUUUGUGGUGUCCCACCAUUCUGGUCAGAGACUGAGCAGGGGGUGGCACAGGCAAUUAUUCGCUCUGUAAUUGACUUUAAGAGGGAUCCAUGGCCUAAGGUUUCUGACAAUGCAAAGGACCUUGUAAAGAAAAUGCUUAAUCCUGAUCCAGAGCAGCGUCUUACUGCUCAGGAAGUGCUUGAACAUCCGUGGUUACAAAAUGCCAAGAAAGCUCCCAAUGUUCCAUUGGGUGAGACUGUGAAAGCUAGGCUCAAACAAUUUUCUGUAAUGAACAAGCUGAAGAAGAGAGCUCUAAGGGUGAUUGCUGAGCAUUUAUCUGUGGAGGAAGUAGCUGGCAUAAAAGAGGCAUUUGAAAUGAUGGACACUGGAAAACGAGGCAAAAUAAACCUUGAGGAGCUUAGGAUUGGGUUGCAAAAGCUUGGCCAACAGAUUCCUGAUGCAGAUUUGCAGAUCCUAGUAGAAGCUGCUGAUGUUGAUGGUGAUGGGACUCUGAAUUAUGGAGAGUUUGUAGCAGUUUCAGUUCACCUCCGGAAAAUGGCCAAUGAUGAGCACUUACAUAAAGCUUUUGCCUUCUUUGAUCUAAAUAAAAGUGGUUAUUUAGAGAUAGAAGAUCUGCGAGAUGCCUUAAAUGAUGAAGGUGACGCCAGUAGUGAAGAAGUUAUUAAUGCCAUUAUGCAUGAUGUCGACACUGACAAGGAUGGGCGUAUAAGUUUUGAGGAGUUUGUUGCCAUGAUGAAGGCUGGUACGGAUUGGAGAAAAGCAUCCAGACAGUAUUCACGGGAAAGAUUCAACAGUCUAAGCUUGAAGUUGAUGAGGGAGGGUUCAUUGCAAUUAGCCAAUUGAGUACAAGUCAGAAUGAAGAAGAAUCAGAGAAAGGAAGUAAUGUUACUAUGGACCAAAAAAAAAAAAAGGAAAAAAAAAUAGAAUUUCCUUGAUUUUUGUUUGUUGAUAAAAUUAUUGUCAAUUUCUUUUCACGUGGAACCGUUGAGAUAGGUAGGGUUAGAUUGAUGUGUUGGUGUCUUUAAAGAGCUGUGGUUCAGAAUUUGUUUGUGAUGAGUUGCAGAAGAAGAGGAGGAAAAGGAAGUGUAGGGAAAUUUGAAGUGAUGGUUCAAUUUGUGGUUGUAAAUGUGUGAAUUGGGCUUUACACAACAGUCUUUGUCGUUAGAAAAAAGUUUGUCUGGCAUUCAA